Molecule: messenger RNA, 28841 nt
Organism: Coregonus sp. 'balchen'
Lineage: Eukaryota; Metazoa; Chordata; Actinopteri; Salmoniformes; Salmonidae
Source: the annotation of a GenBank genome assembly
AUGAGCGAGAAAAGCAUCUGGCCAGGAUUGGAAGCUGUGCAUCACCAAUCUAUCUUCGAGGAUAAUGGAGACUUGGUGUGGCUGAAGGGAGACUGCAUCUUCAUCAUCAGAGAUGAUAGCAAGUAUGCAGACUGGACCAAUGAGGACACGAGGAUUUCUUGACUCAUGUUCUUACAGUAUGACAACCAGAAGAGUGUGAAAUACAGAUCAACCAAUGUGGAAGAUGUGUUGUGAUUUCUGGGCAAGGCAAGUCAAUAUUAAAAGGAGCAGUCUUAAACUCUGUAAUAACCCUGUAAGUAUAUUAACCAACCUUGCAGGUUUUGAACACCUCUGAGUCGCUUUCACUAAGUACUGCUGGGAGACAAUGAAGGGCAGCCGUUCGACUGACAUUCACGUCCCUUGAUUGCUAAAAGGACACAGACAGAACAUUAAUAAAUCAACUUUCAGAGGACAAAUGGGAAAAGUAUAUAUGCACUGUGAUUUUAAACCAGUAUGGCUAUCCAUAGGCUCAAUCCCUAAUCGAGACACAACUCUCCUUUUACUACCAUUUCACCCCAAACCAAUUUUAUGUACACUGCAGGUGGGGUUUGGAAAAUGGUAAAGAAUUAAAUCAAAUAAUAAAUAGGGGGAGUGCCCGCACAGACCAAGAAAACUGACCAAAUAUGUAAAUUAGAAAGUAACAAACCAUUUCAUCAUACAUCUUCAGAAUGGCAGAAAGCCGAUGUCCAAUGCUCCCCAUCUGUCCCUGCGCCUCCCGGGAUAAAGCCAGCAAGCGUUCAGUGUGAUGGUCUAGUGCAGCAAAGAACGAUCGCUGCAGGUUCAGCACAUAUCUGUAGAUUAAAUAUAUUUUUUAAAGACACAGAAGUUUUCUGUACUUAAUGCGAUUAUACAUUACCAGGCACUUACUGAAUGACAAUAACUCAAUACCAAUACCAAUACAAUGUUUUUUUUACAUUGUAACAUAAUGUAAACCCUGCAACCAGGCCAAAGCAAUACCUGUGACUCUAGAAAUAAUGCCAGCCAUCUAUUCUCCACUGUCUGUAUUUUAGGACUGCUGUUCAGAAUCUCCUGUCUUCUCAGGGCAAAUGUCUUUCCCAUACAGUGAUUGAUUCCAGCCAAGACUUUGUGUGUCUUCUUAAUCUCAAGAGCAAUAUCGGUCCUUAGCUUUUCCAGAUCUGCUUCAACUUUUGAUUGCGGGAACUGUGAGAGGUUGACUGGGCCACAGUAAACGGUGUGUUUUAGUGGUGGUUCUGGAUCUUUCCUUUUUUUGGCACUUUUUUUUACCAACCUCAGGACACCUUUCUCUGCCUAGAUUCGUUCUGUAUUUGCCUACUUUAAACUUAAGGCCAUUCUUCCAUCCCUCUCACCCUUUUGGUGACCCAUUGUCAGCAAGGCAUGUAUGUCGGUGGACUAAGGCUUCUGCAGCAUCUUCAAAGUCACACUCACUUGGAUACUCAUUCCUCUCAUACAUAGCUUUUGCCACGCCAUCCAAAAUCUGUUGUCUUUGGUUUCUGGUCAACACCAGUUGUCUUCCAAAUUGGUCAUAUCCUUGAUUUCCCUCUCUCAGUUACAAUUCAAGAUCAUGUGAAAAGGUUGGCACCUCAAAGUCGUCACUCGGUUGUCCUGGAUGCUGUGAAAUUGAUAAGUGUGGAUUACUCAAUGACACCCCAGAGCUAGUCAUGGCAUCCUCCAAUAUCAAAAGCUUAAUUGUGCCCCUGUUUGGCAGAUCAUCAAUGCAGGCCAGCUUGCAAAACUGAGAAUCAGACUGUGAAAUUGAAUGUCAAUGGUGUAAGGAAUGUCAAAUUGCUGCGUCAGUAAAAUGAUAAGUUGGUCAUUCUGGUAGUUUACUUAAAUUAGCAAGGUGUUAAUACUUUUAUUGCGAAGUCAGCUGAGCAAAUAUAUAUAAUUCAAGGUUGACAAUUAAAAUGUAAUUUGUAAGCACACAAUAUGUUUACCUGAUUUGAACACAAAAUUACAAUGUUACAAAUGCCAACUAAAUAUCACACGUAACAAAAUAAAAAUAUAUGUUUUAUGUAAAUUGCACUAAAUAAGCUUGUGUGCAAAAUGACUUAAAUAACUGUUGUUUGAAAGAUUAAAAAUGUUAUAAUAUAAUAAUAAUAUGCCAUUUAGCAGACGCUUUUAUCCAAAGCGACUUACAGUCAUGUGUGCAUACAUUUUUACGUAUGGGUGGUCCCGAGGAUCGAACCCACUACCCUGGCGUUACAAGCGCCGUGCUCUACCAAUUGAGCUAUAGAGGACCACCCUCUGUGAGGAAGUGAAAUCAAUUGAGUUCAAGGUACUUCAAGCAAAACAAAUGUUAUGCUUACUUUAAAAAAUCAGGUUUUGUUAUGUUACAAUUGCUUUUAAGUUGCAUCUAUGAGUAAAUGAAUGUUCAAUGUACAAGCUGUCUUUUGUUAUAUGCACUUACACACUUUCCUUUCUGUUAUUGAGAGCCUGGUCUCCGGUUUGGCCGCAGUAAGCAGUCAGUGGGUCACAUGGUGUCACGGUUUCGGCCGAGGCUGCCUCUCUUCCUUGCUCGGGCAGGCUUCGGCGUUCGUCGUCUCCGGAAUACUAGCUGCCACCGUUGCAUGUUUCUAUGUUCGUUUGCUUUUGUCUGAUUGUUGUCACACCUGUUAUCAUUUAGUGUCAUUAGUGUCCUAUUUAGUUCUCGUUGUGUUGGUCAGGUGUUGUGUGUGAUUGUUUUACUGUCGUGCCGGUAGGCUUGAUAUUUACUGUUUGCUCGGUUGAGCUAGUUUGCUCCUUAGUUUUGGAGUAUUUUGUCGCACCUGUUUGUGCGCUUGUGUUUACGCCUACGUGCGGAGCUUUUUGCCUCAGGGCAUUUAUUUCGUGUUUGUUUUACUGUGCCUCACUAAAGUCUGCUGGACUAACGUACUGCGUCCUGCGCCUGAUUCCACCCACACCCACCUACAUCUACCUUGACACAUGGAACAUGUAACAUUCAUGAUUCAUAUCCUAGUUUUCUCUUGUUGUUUAGAACAUUAUCUCUGGUUACAUAACUUAAAUUCACUAGUGAGCCGUGACAUUUUUACAACAGUACAGUAUAAGCUGUUACUUUGAAAAUACUCACCUACUCUUACUAGAGUUUACUAGGUUUUACCAUGUUUCAGUUUAUCUCUCCCUGGUAAAUGUCUGUAUGCCAAAAAAUGUACCAUAAAGGUUGAACCUAUACUUCUGUAAUAGAUGGUGAAGUGUAGUCUCCACCCUAAGGUCAUAGCUCUGCCUCUGCAGCACUGCUCCUCUCACCUCUGAAUGAGAGCCAGACUUAAAUGUUCUGCUUUGUGGAUGUAAGCUGUGCUAUAUUUCACUCAUUUAAAGAGUGUUAUUAUAAUUGGCCUGUAAAAGUUUUAUGGUAUAACGGACCUGCACAAAGACAACAUAGAGCCUUGCCUCUCACGACACCAGAAAGUGCACAGUCAGUACAAUGAACAAACGGCAGUAUUGAUAGAAGUUCUCACUGGGUAACUGCCUGUGUCUGGUCUGAAGGGGUGGUUUGUGGUUUGUGCUGUGUGUGGAAUCUUCAGACUGCGAUUUACUGAGUUUGAAUGAGCUGAAGUGUUUGUGUUUUGGGGUGUGUGCCUGUGUGUUGUGUGUGUGUGGUAUGUCUGAGGUGAUCUGGCAGUGCUUUUGUUGGGUGGCAGAAGACUGGCAGAAGACUGGUAGAAGACUGGUAGAAGACUGGCAGAAGACUGGCAGAAGACUGGUAGAAGACUGGCAGAAGACUGGCAGAAGACUGGCAGAAGACUGGCAGAAGACUGGUAGAAGACUGGGAGAAGACUGGCAGGCCGCUGGUGUUUUGUGUUAGAGGAGAAGAAUGUGAGAGCUUCUAUUUAAGUGAUAAUGCCUGAGAAACCGGUGUUGGGAGGAUAUAUUUGCACGGGUGUUGGCAAACCGUGCCAAGAUAUCCUCCAAACACCGGCUUCGAGGGCAUUAUCAUUUUUAUACAAGGGGUUACCAACAAAUUAAAAUAAUGAUUUACAUAUUUUCAUUAAAAACGUUAUUAUGAGGAAUUUAUUUAUACCAUUUCAUCCUUCCACAAGAAAUAGCCCCGACACAAAUCUAGGGUUACUACCCAAGCCGGCUGGUCGUUCGUUCUAUCGGUUCGGUUGCCAGAGCCGCGACCCAGUCGUUAAGUCUUUUUGUUCUGUAUCAGUCGUUUGUCCUAAAAGUUCUAUUGCCAUAAUGGCUGGCAACGUUCUUAUCCCUUGCGUGCUAGCUAGCCAACUACGGGUAACUUACAGUCAUGUCAAACAAUGCAGCCAGAAUUUAAAAAAAGUAUCUUCAUUUGCAUUUGUUUAGUUGGAUACAUCCAUAACAAUGAGCUAAUGAUGCGCAAUUUCACCUGGCAUAGAAAAUGUGCUCUCUCGUCAGGACACUGUUGUUCAGAGGAGCUAGCCAACAACACAGCUAACGCAAUAACUUCAAACUGAAGUUGGAAAGACUGCAAACUAGCUGCACUUCGUUUCGUUUUACCUGUUUUUUUUUAUUGAUAUUUCUUUGUUUAUAUCCAUAAUAAUGAUGCUGAUUCAUGAUUUGGACUGGCUGUGAAAAGCUGCCUGCCUGUCUGUGUCAUCCCGACUCCCGACACAGGGGGCUGUGGGUGCGGCUUAACUCUGUCCGGAAUUGGCGGCAGGGUGAAAAAUGUGCUUUCUUCCCCCUCUGAUUUCCUGCAAUUCAAAAACAAAUAUCCAUAGCACUGAGCAAAAAUGUUGCAGUGUGAAAAAAUACUCUGAUUGUCUAGCUUUUAUUUAGGUGAUUUCUAGUUCUCCAAGAUGAUAUUAUUUAAAAAUAUAUAUUUAAAAAAAUAUAUAGGUCAAUUAUCUUUUCUAAAUACUUUCUGUCUGGGUUUAGUCAUUUAACUGUACACUGAAAGCGUAUUUCCUCCCAAAAAUGUCUUAAACAAAUAAAUACAUGUUUUUGUUUUUUUGUUUGGUGUGGCCGCCGCUAAAUGAAUAAAGGAGAAACUUUUAGUGUUUCAGAUAAUAAAGGUAAUGUAUUUGCCUUGGCUGGUUUACCAACCUGGGAAUAAAAGGAAUGUCUCACCAUGUCUUUCCUCUAUCACUGGAUGAUAAGCAGCUCAAAGUAGAGCAAUAGAGGCCUUUUGGACGCAAGCAAAUAUGAUAAAACACAUUAGGUCUACCACACAAUGUAUGUGGCUACAUUGCCCAGUAGAUCCACUAAUAAAGAUCUAGCCUAGGGAUGAGGUUUUUAAAGACUUACAUUUAGACAUGAUGGUAACUUGCAAUUUUGUGUAUCGUUCUUCAUACAUAGUAUCAGUAGGUUUGCACCAAAAAUCAGGUUACUUUUGCCUAUGAUGCCAUGCGAGUUUGAGUGUCAGUCAGUUUGACUUUUGCAUUAAUGUGUCAUUAAUGUGCUAGAUUUGUUCAGAGGUAUGUGGCUCAGGCAGUGUACUGUAACAUUCCUCUGUUCCGAUGCGUACACACACACACACACACACACACACUCACACUCACACACACACACACACACACACACACACACACACACACACACACACACACACACACACACACACACACAAAGCCACCCUGAAGGCCUCAGUGGAAUUCACACAAGGUUCCUUUUGCAUUGUCAUGUGCAUAGGUAUAGAACAUUGUUUUAUAUCUAUGGUCAUGUGUGUCUUCCUUAUCGUUCUGGAAUGAUAUCAUUUGUUUUUUGUUUGUUUGGCUUGAUUGAUUGUCUUUGUGUAAUCUUGAAAUGCUUUGGGUGUAGGAUACUCAUAUAAGCCUAUAUCGUACAUGUAUACAGUGGGGAGAACAAGUAUUUGAUACACUGCCGAUUUUGCAGGUUUUCCUACUUACAAAGCAUGUAGAGGUCUGUAAUUUUUAUCAUAGGUACACUUCAACUGUGAGAGACGGAAUCUAAAACAAAAAUCCAGAAAAUCACAUUGUAUGAUUUUUAAGUAAUUUAUUUGCAUUUUAUUGCAUGACAUAAGUAUUUGAUACAUCAGAAAAGCAGAACUUAAUAUUUGGUACAGAAACCUUUGUUUGCAAUUACAGAGAUCAUACGUUUCCUGUAGGUCUUGACCAGGUUUGCACACACUGCAGCAGGGAUUUUGGCCCACUCCUCCAUACAGACCUUCUCCAGAUCCUUCAGGUUUCGGGGCUGUUGCUGGGCAAUACGGACUUUCAGCUCCCUCCAAAGAUUUUCUAUUGGGUUCAGGUCUGGAGACUGGCUAGGCCACUCCAGGACCUUGAGAUGCUUCUUACGGAGCCACUCCUUAGUUGCCCUGGCUGUGUGUUUCGGGUCGUUGUCAUGCUGGAAGACCCAGCCACGACCCAUCUUCAAUGCUCUUACUGAGGGAAGGAGGUUGUUGGCCAAGAUCUCGCGAUACAUGGCCACAUUCAUCCUCCCCUCAAUACGGUGCAGUCAUCCUGUCCCCUUUGCAGAAAAGCAUCCCCAAAGAAUGAUGUUUCCACCUCCAUGCUUCACGGUUGGGAUGGUGUUCUUGGGGUUGUACUCAUCCUUCUUCUUCCUCCAAACACGGCGAGUGGAGUUUAGACCAAAAAGCUCUAUUUUUGUCUCAUCAGACCACAUGACUUUCUCCCAUUCCUCCUCUGGAUCAUCCAGAUGGUCAUUGGCAAACUUCAGACGGGCCUGGACAUGCGCUGGCUUGAGGAGGGGGACCUUGCGUGCGCUGCAGGAUUUAAAUCCAUGAUGGCGUAGUGUGUUACUAAUGGUUUUCUUUGAGACUGUGGUCCCAGCUCUCUUCAGGUCAUUGACCAGGUCCUGCCAUGUAGUUCUGGGCUGAUCCCUCACCUUCCUCAUGAUCAUUGAUGCCCCACGAGGUGAGAUCUUGCAUGGAGCCCCAGACCGAGGGUGAUUGACCGUCAUCUUGAACUUCUUCCAUUUUCUAAUAAUUGCGCCAACAGUUGUUGCCUUCUCACCAAGCUGCUUGCCUAUUGUCCUGUAGCCCAUCCCAGCCUUGUGCAGGUCUACAAUUGUAUCUCUGAUGUCCUUACACAGCUCUCUGGUCUUGGCCAUUGUGGAGAGGUUGGAGUCUGUUUGAUUGAGUGUGUGGACAGGUUUCUUUUAUACAGGUAACGAGUUCAAACAGGUGCAGUUAAUACAGCUAAUGAGUGGAGAACAGGAGGGCUUCUUAAAGAAAAACUAACAGGUCUGUGAGAGCCGGAAUUCUUACUGGUUGGUAGGUGAUCAAAUACUUAUGUCAUGCAAUAAAAUGCAAAUUAAUUACUUAAAAAUCAUACAAUGUGAUUUUUGUUUUAGAUUCCGUCUCUCACAGUUGAAGUGUACCUAUGAUAAAAAUUACAGACCUCUACAUGCUUUGUAAGUAGGAAAACCUGCAAAAUCGGCAGUGUAUCAAAUACUUGUUCUCCCCACUGUAGGUGUUGAAAGUUGGUAUGGCAGUUGAAUUGUCAGAGAUCUAUGUUGGAAUGGCAGAGUUCUAAGCACUCUGGCCUCAGAUGAUCUUUGAUCAAAGUUGAUCCAUGAACUCAUUUGUUUUUAAUAAGGGCCAUUCAGAUCAGUCCUAUUAUGCUUCUAUAAGAGGAUUAGAAUCUGCUUCUCCACUUCAGAUCUUCUAUGCACUUCAGCGAAUAGCAGAACACAGAUCCACCAGUUGUUAUUGUACAUUAUUCAAAGACCAGGGAAGUUAAACUAGGCGGUAGUGUGUGUGUGUGCGUGCGUGAGUGCGCUUGUGUGUGUGUGUGUGUGUGUGUGUGUGUAGGUGAGUCCUGCCAGCAUAUCAGAUGCCUCUUCUGUUUUUCGUAUCAUUCUUGUUUUGAGGCUAUUUAUUCAGGCCACUUGCUGUUGAACUUGUUGUUGUUGUUGUGGCAGUAGCUCAGGGCUGGCUCCCCUGACGUCACCUGUGUGUGUGUGUGUGGAUCACUCAGGAAGGAGAUCAUGCUACAGAGCCCUGAUCUAAUUACUCCUGAUCUCGUAGAGACCACAGAUGUGGACCUGGCUGUUGUUGUUUUCAUCACCAUCAUGAGAGCGUUAAGUUAAAAGUCAUGUUGGUUAAAGACCUUCCAAAAAUAGGCUAUACGAAGAAGACUGCCACAGAAAAACAAUCUUCCUUCAGCAUUUAUUAGAGCUAUCUUCAGUAUGAAGGGACCAUUUUUGUUGGCUCAGUCCCGAACAUCUUUGUCUACUAUGACGAUCUCGUUUGGGACGAGCCCUAAACCUUCACACCUUCCAGGGAGUGGAGGUGAGUUUGCUGUUAAAAAUGUAGUGUCACUCGAUCUAUCUGGGUCACAGUGUCACAAUCAUGAUGUGGCAGGCCUGGAGGUUGGAGCAAGGCAAAGGACAAUGGAUCCAUACUGGGGAUCGACCUGAUUCGAAUAGACCUGAUUCUUACGGGCAGCGCCAGCCUGCCUGGAAAAAGGGCUGCGUCGCUCCCAGGGGUGAGGUGAGGGAUGGUCCCGCCACGGCGUGGGGUAGGAGACGGCCUCAGCGCACCUAGCCCGCCUCCCCAAAUACCCGUUGUGACAGCAGUACCCCCAAGUAGUACAUCCAAUCGGGGUGCGUCACUGAUGGCCGAAACCCCAAACCCAGAGUGGACCAGGUUUCAGGCAAACGUUUGCACUUUAAUAAACGUAUUGUUUUCACGGGUUAUCAAAAGGGUUGUGUAUCCCACGUGAGUUCAAUAAAGCGUGUCCCUCCUCCACAUUCAAACACAGGGUUGUCGAGAGUGGUGGAAAAAAACAGUGACGUCAGAAUGCAGGCCGCAAUUUGUUGUACGCCCGCCGUGUUUUUGUGGCGUCAUCACGUUGGCUGUUCCACUGGCCUCAGCGCCAGUGUUAAGGGAGGAAAUAUCCUUCCUGCUCCAGAAGCAGGCAAUAAACAAGUACCUCCAAGUUUGCGCAUUCAGGAUGCUCAGAUAUCAGCAGCUGUUACGGUCCGUGCGUACCGGCGAUUGGUUCACCACCAUCAACCUGAAGGACGCGUACUUUCAUGUGCCCAUGUACCCCAGUCACAGGUUCCAUUAUGAGGCGAUAGCCUACGAGUUUGUGUUCCUCCCGUUCGGUCUGUCCCUCUCACCGCGUGCCUUUUUAAAGGUAUUGGAGGCGGCUGAGGGUGUUGGCCUAUCCGGACGAUUGGCUGAUACAGCAGAAUCAAGGGAACAAGCGGUGUUGCACAAAUCCAGACUAGUGUCCCAUGGUCUCUAGGUUUUAUGAUAAACCACAGAAAGAGCUGUCUGACCCCAUUGCAGAGCAGUCCAUUCCUCGGUCUUGAGUUAGACUCACGCGUGAAUCGGGCUUUUCUGUCCCCACAGAGGGUGUCCGGGUUCCGGAUCUGCUUGGCCCAAUUUCGGAUGUGGCGUACAGUGCGUUUUCGCCAAUUCCUGUGCCUACUGGGGAUGAUGGCUUCUAUGAUAGUAGUCGUUCCCCUGGGGCUAUUAUUGAUGCAGCCUUUUCAGCGCUGGGUGCUAGCCACUCGAUUGGAUGCAUCUCGACACCUAAACCGGUUGAUUCAGGUGUCCCUGCGGGCACUGGCCCAGUGGGGAGACCACCAUGUACUGUCGCAAGCGGUUCUCAUGGGCCAGGUGUUAUUCCACAAGGUGGUCACGACAGACCCCCCCCCGCCCCCCCCCAAGGGUGGGGCGCGCUGUGCAAUGGCUACUCGAUUCUGGGGGUGUGGACUGUGGCACAGAUUGCCUGGCAUAUCAAUUACCUGGAGCUUCUGACAGUGUAUUUGGCGCUCAGGCAUCUCCUCCCUCGUUAUCGGGCUGGCAUGUGCUGGUCAGAUCGAACAACAUGACGACAGUGGCUUACAUCAACUGGCAGGGGGGGACCCGGUCUCUCCCUGUCCUCACUUUGGUACGCUCCCUGUUGCUGUGGAGCGGGGCACACUUGCUCUUGCUCGGGUCCGGAUCUGCUAUCCAGGGUGGCCCUGGGUGGCUACACACCUGGGUGGUUACCCAGAUAUGGGAGAGGUUCGGCAGGGCCAACGUAGACCUUUACGUAUCGCGAGAAAACAUGCAGUGUCAUUUGUUUUUCUCAAUGAGGGACUCAAGCGCUCCGUUGGGAACGGACGCACUGGCACACCAGUGGGCUCGGACCCUCCUUUAUGGAUUUCCUCCCAUGGAGCCGGGCGGCCUUGGUUGGCAGAGAUCAUUUGCCUGUUAGGCGGGGUCCCGUGGCAACUCCCGUUGCGCAGGGACCUGUUGUCCCAGGCACACAGGCAGGUUUGGCACGCAAAGCCAGAGACUUUGUUCUAUGGGCCUGGCCCCUGAGAGAGGCCAUCUGAUUGCUAGAGGUUUACCUCUGAAUGUUAUUGCUACCAUUCAGUCCACAACUGUAUGUGUAAAAGUGGCAGGCGUUUGAGCUCUGGUACCAAGAUAAAGGACUUAUUCCUUUUUAGUGCUCUGUGAGGGACAUCCUUAUGGUCCUACAGGAGCUUUUCGAGCAGGGUCGGGCAUUCUCCACUUAAAACAUUUACAUGGCCGCUAUCUCAGCGCGUCAUGUGGUAAUUGACUGAGCAACACCGGGGGCCCACCCCCUGGUUGUGCUGUUCCUGAAAGGUGUGCGCAGUCUCAGACUGUUCUCUAAAUCUAUUACACCCACAUGGGUUUUGGCUCUGGUUUUGGAGGCACUGUGUGCGGCCCCCUUUGAGCCUCGGGACUCAGUGGAUCUGAAGAUCCUCUCCUACAAGACCACCCUGCUCAUGGAUUUUGCCUCGGUUAAACGUGUUUGGGACCUCCACACAUUAUCCGUACACCCUUUCUGUACUCAGUUUGCCCCUGGAGACUCUAUGGUGGCAUAUAACAGCAAGGGACAAAGGUUACCUAGUGGCAUACGCGCCCACUCCACCAGGGGUCUGGCAGCGUCUUGGGCGCUAUUUAAAGGGUUGACUGUUUAUGCUGCGACGUGAUGGGCAUCACCACACAUUUUUGUGAGGUUUUAUUGCUUGGAUGUCAAUGCUCCCAUUGUAGCCCACAGUGUGCUUACAGCUGGGACAGGAGAGGGUCAAUAGGCAGCGCGCAGGGUGCGCAGACCCAGACUACCGCAUGUUGCGUGGUUGAUGUCUGGGAGGUCUGCUAUGGGCCAUUUCAUUUGGUAUCCAUUGGGGCAGGACUCCAUUUCCCCAUAGUUGUGUUGUACUGGGAGUACUGACUGAAAGGGAACGUAACUUUAUGAUUAUAACAACUUUUCCCUGAAUGAGGGAAAUGAGGUACAACACCAGUUCUGGGCUCGCUGAAGAGUGGUACUGAAUUGAAGUAAUGAAUCCGAGCCUCAGGGUUAUCACCUGUGGAAGGCGGAGCUUUCAGCGAGGCAGAGAUUUCAUUGGCCUUGUCAAUUGAAGUCGCGAGAGUACGACUCCCCAUAGUUGUGUUGUACCUUGUUUCCCUCCUUCAGAGAACAGUGGUUAUAGUCAUAAUGUAACGUUAUGAAUGGUGGCCUUGAUGAACAGUCACAGGAAUCUUCUCAUUUUCUGUUCUUCUCUCUAGAUAGAAAACCAAAUAAAACUAUAUCAUGAUUUCACAUAGUUAAACCCUGUUCCCCCCCUCUCUUUGUCUUUGUCUUUCUCUCUCUCUCUCUCUCUCUCUCUCUCUCUCUCUCACACUUUCUCUCUCUCACACUUUCUCUCUCUCACACUUUCUCUCUCUCACACUUUCUCUCUCUCUCUCUCUCACUUUCUCUCUCUCUCUUUCUCUCUCUCUCUCUCUCUCUCUCUCUCGCUAUCUCACUCUCUCUGUCUCUGUCUCUGUCUCUCUCUCUCUCUCUCUCUCUCUCUCUCUCUCUGUCGCUCUCUCUUCUCAGGGCCAGGUGGAAGUCUGUGCUGUUCUGCAGGUUCCAGAUCUAGAACCAGAACAGACAGAGUUCUAUGUGGUUUUAGAAGGUUCCAGACUAGCCCAUGUUACUGUAGGGAAGAGAACAGAGGAUGGAAAGUCUCUGUGCUUCACUGCUCCAGGUGAGUCCCACAAUUCCUAGUGUCCAUUGAUCCCAGAUCAGUCUGACAGUCUCACACAGGGCUACUGACUGAGGUUAGAGCAGAACCCUUAGUUAGAUACAGGGUCAUUGCUUCCAGUUAUUAUUAGUUCCCCUUUUAUUCAAUUUUUAGGUCAAAAUAACACGGAUUCUAAUAAACUCAGUAGAUGUAUUCAUAGCAGUAGUUUGCUUAACUUAAUGAAGACCGUGUUGGUCCGAACAUUGUUGCUGUAUCACAAGCUUCAAUAGAAAUCAUGUUUGGGAGCAGAAAACUAUUAUUGUCUUAGUGUCCAUAUUAGGAUUAGUGUCAGCAGGACUCUCAGACCGUAUUGUUGUCUUUUUCGAUCAUCAGUCAUCUGUUCGUCUCCUCUCCUCCACAGGUCAUGACCUCCAGGAGACCGUCUCUGUCACAGCGUAUUGCCACACAGAGGGCAGAUCCAAGCCCUGUGGAGGCAGGGCCUCCCUAAAGUACGUCUGUGAUUCGCCACAGGAAGUGGCCGAGUACCUGCUAGCCAAUAGCGACUGUCUGAGUCCCCAGAGCCACCUGGAGGUCCUGAGGAGGGUUUCAGGAGCUCCAGGGGAGGGGAACAGGGAUGGUGACAGGAGUUCUGGCCCAGGAGAGGAGCACUAUCUGGAGAAGACAGACCAGGAGGAGGGGUGUGGGUUUGGGAGACCCAGACCUGAUCCAGAGGUGGUGUGUCGUCUCAGGGAGAUGGAUGAGAGGAUAACCCAGGCCAUGGCCAACCUGGACUACCCUCCGGAGUGGAGCGGCAAGGCCAGCCAACCUAGAGAAGGUAACUAGCUAUCCUAUACAGUACAAUAAAAUACAACGUUAUCCACUUAGCCAAUAGGCCUAUGACAUAUAGAGUACAAUCAGUAACAGGUAAGGAAGAUAUGCCCCAAGACAGUUAUCCCUGUUCAGAAAGAGAAAUAAUGAAUGGGUUAUUUUCUCGAAAUAUAACAAUGAUUCAUAAUAGCUUCUGUAUAGGCUACACAGACGUAUUCAGAUGAAUAACAUAACUAUGUUUUUAUUUUUUAUUUAUUUUUAGUCAUUUAGCAGAUGCUUUUUUUUUUUCAUACUGGCCCCCCGUGGGAAUUGAACCCACAACCCUGCCGUUGCAAACGCCAUGCUCUACCAACUGAGCUACAUCCCUGCCGGCCAUUCCCUUCCCUACCCUGGACGACGCUGGGCCAAUUAUGCGCCGCCCCAUGGUUCUCCCGGUCGCGGCCGGCUACGACAGUGCCUGGAUUCGAACCAGGAUCUCUAGUGGCACAGCUAGCACUGCGAUGCAGCGCCUUAGACCACUGUUAUGACUUUUCAGUCAUAACAUUUCAGAUAGUGACAUGUAAUGUAUUCACACACACACACACACACACACACACAGAGAGAGAGAGAGAACAACACUCACUCAACUCAACUUGUACUUACUGUAGCUGGUGCCCUGCCCCAUCACUGGAACCAUGGGACCAUGGUAAAGGGCAAUACUGCAGACUACACAUACUCUCUUUCAAUGAGCUUAUGCUAUUGUCACAUGGGAGUUUUAUAUGGUGUUACAUUGUCUCUACAAGUAAAGAAGGAAAUACUAUAGACAAACACCAUCUCUGGUGCCAGCCUGUUUCUGCAUGCAACACAACAACAAUGCCACAUGGAGACCUUGCCAAACAGGUCAACCGAACAACCAGCUGGCAGAGACAGACUGCCACCACUAUGGCCAGAUUCAAACGAAGCCUACAUGCGCACAAUACUCAUGAUCAAGUCCAUUUAACUUUAUCAAGCUAGUGAAAGCACAAGGAUCAUGAUAACAUUAGUUUGGACUGUGUAUGUCAUACUGAGAAGAGAAGCGUGAAGGAGGGGAUAGAGAUAAGCUCUCCACUCUCUAACCACAGACCAAGUUCACCCACAGCUUCUUACGUAAGAGGGGGGAUUGUGUUUGGUAAAUAGUGCUCUUCAAUGCUUGCCCGUCUCAUCGGAAAGGUCACGUAUUGUCUGUGUGCCUGAGUGUCAGUCCCCAUUACUGGACAGGAAUCUCAGUACGCUCCGUCUUUCUCUCUCUUUCUCCCUUUCACAUUCUCUCUCUUUCUCUUUCUCUCUGUCUCUCUCUCUCUCUGUCUCUCUGUCUCUCUCUCAAUUUCUCUCUCUCUAUAAGUAGAAUUCGAAAAGCUUUUGCAAAUGAGACAUACAUCUGGGGCUCAAUUUUUGCUGGCGCUAAGGAGGUGUCAGUUUGCAAUUUUGUCAUGUAAAAACUGGUGCACUGGCAUUUUCCAGCCCUUACGUCAGGUUCGGCAAUUUACCUGACUAACAUCAGCUUGCUUGCGCUGAGAUAGGAGGAGUGGCAAUAUUUGAGGUGUGCUUAAAAACAAGCGCAAAACUGACAAUUUCAUGCAGCGGUAAUGGGAAGUUUUAAGACUUACUAAAAGCAGGUCUUAAUGGUAACGCAGUUGAUAAUGGCGCAGCCUAUUCAGCCGUGACACACAGUGCCCAUGGAACGAGAGAUGUGCCGGUGAAUCUCCUAUUUAGAAACAUAAAAAAAUAAGAUUGGUUUUAUUUUGUUUAAUUUGAUUAAAAACAAGCAUAGCCUACCCUCCCCUUAAUCAAGGCUGGUUUAGUAGUGAAACAUAGGUGCAUAUUUGUAUCCUGGCUGUGCAUUAGCCAAGUAGCCUAUGAAUAAAGGGGUUUUAAAUGGUCUACUGAGAGGUUUUUGCCCUCAUGCUUUUUCAUGAUUCACAAUUCACUUCAUUUCACAUUUCACUUAGGCUAUCCAUCCCCAUUUUCAAAGAGCGCCCCUUGUCCGAUUACCAAAGACACACUUUUCCAAACUAUUCAGUCCUCCUAUAAUGCCAUAUCAACAGCUGAUUUUUUUGAGAAUGUGCCUCAACGAUACAAUUGACGAUACAAUUGACAGGAGCCUAGUAUUUUGUAUAGACGUGCAAAUGUUAUGCGUAAAGACAUGUAGGCCUUCGUGUGCACACAGUGCGACACAAAUGUGAUUUAUGAUAUCAUGCAUCUGACCCCAUCCUAUUUACAAAUAUUGCUGUUAUUUUAAUAAACAGCUUGUUUUUCAUUUCGUUUGACAAAGAAACAAGCAUAGCCUCCCCUCAAUGAAGGCUGUUUUUUUUGUCCUGCCCAAUGCAUUCGCCAAAUAGCAGCCUAUCAAUAAAGGGUUUGGCUCGUUCGACUUCUUUGAAAUAAAUAUUAACCAUCAAAUCUUUAUUCAAAGCAAAACAGUGAACUGACAUUCUUUUUAUCAAUAUUUUAGCCAGCUCCCAUCAUUUUGAUUAGAAUCUGAUUCAAAUUAUUCACUCUCUUUUUAAGCCUUAUGAAUAGUGAAUUUAAUCUUGCUUAUUGACGUUUGGCACGUCCAUGGCUCAGACAUGGCAGACAUAAUGGAAUGUACAGUAGCUCUUAUAUCAGUGCAAAUGUUAUUUUUAACAAUAUAUUUCCAUAUUGAAAGCCAUGCAAUUAGGAUUCUUACAAUGUGGACUGCAAACAUGUUCAACCUAUUUAGCAAAGAUGGGAUAGGCCUACAUACAUUUUGUUUCUGUAGGCUAUUUAACAAACUAGGCUAUAACGGAUUAACAUUCGAACUGGAGUUGAUGACAACGCAAUACAUAAAAGACUGUAAAUACACAGCUUUAAGCAACCACAUAUUUAGCCAUGGAGCACUUUCUGAUUGGCCAAUGAGGGGUCAAGCUUCGACACACCUACACCUUGUUUAUACAUUAAAACCCUGCCUUUUUGCACUACCGCCAGCUACUGCGGCCAUAAUUCCAGUUGUGAAAAUAGCAAAACGAUUUCUGGCACACCCCCGAACCUAAAGCGCUACCUCUAGCGCUAAGAUUUACCAUUGGUGUUAGGUUUGUUAAAAUAGAGCCCCUGGACAUUUUUCAGUUUAGUUGACUGAACUUUGACAUGGAAGGUACAGUAUUUUUCCCUCAUCUAAAGUUCCUGGUCCAGUAAUUGGGUCAUGGUUAUGUGGUACAUAGUCAAGCGUUUGUGGUACAGUAUGGGUAACUGUGGGGACGAACACAGUGUGAGAAAGAAAUGGAGAGAAAGUUCAAGUUUAGGACAACGAUCUCCAUAGCAACUAUACCCUCCUUUCUUAGUCUUACAGGAAAGAAUAGAACGUCCAUUGACUGACUAUUCCCCUCCUUUAAAAAAAAUAAAAAGAAGUCAUUCAGUGUGUGUAAUCAAACACAACAAGGAUGUGUGUGUGCCCUGCCCGGGCCACAGCCACCUGGUCCCUCCAACACACUGGCUUUAUUAAAACAUGCUGAGCAGGUUUAGAGGGUUACUGUGUGUGUGUGUGUGUGUGUGUGUGUGUGUGUGUGUGUGUGUGUGUGUGUGUGUGUGUGUGUGUGUGUGUGUGUGUGUGUGUGUGUGUGUGUGUGUGUGUGUGUGUGUGUGUGUGUGUGUGUGUGUGUGUGUGUGUGUGUGUGUGUGUGUGUGUGUGUGUGUGUGUGUGUGUGUGUGUGUGUGUGUGUGUGUGUGUGUGUGUGUGUGUGUGUGUGUGUGUGUGUGUGUGUGUGUGUGUGUGUGUGUGUGUGUGUGUGUGUGUGUGUGUGUGUGUGUGUGUGUGUGUGUGUGCGCGCGUGUGUGUGUGUGUGUGUGUGCGUGCUCUUCUGAUGCUCUGUUGCUGGCUUCUGUCAAUGUCAUUAUCAGGGUGGGAAGCCCCGUCACUCUCACUGUCUCAUGUCUUUAUUAUGAGGAAGAGUUACUGAGGUUGCGUCCCAAAUGACACCCGAUUUCUGGUCAUUAAUAGUGCACUAUAUAGGGAACAGGGUGCCACUUGGUAUGCUGCCUGAAUCAAACGGGUGAAUUUCCCCAAGGACUUGUAGCUAACGCGGUACUUAAUUUUUUCUCAACGCCACAGCUCUAAGAUACAAGCCAGUAUAAGAACUAACCCCAGUAUGACAUACCUGACCUGCUUUGUUGGUAUGCAUUCUCCAUACAGUUUAUAGUCUAGAUAGACGUGACACAGCAUGACACACAAUAUGACACCCAUCUGGAAGGUGUGUUAGCUACAGUAGGCCUGCAUACAUUUAUUUUACAUACAGUACCAUGUAGUUCUGUCCUUCAGCUGUUCUUGUCUAUUACUGUUCUGUAUAAUGUCAUGUUUCAUGUUUUGUGUGGACCCCAGGAAGAGUAGCUGCUGCUUUUUGCAAUAAAUAAAAGACCAAAUACCAAAUGUACACUACCGUUCAAAAGUUUGGGGUCACUUAGAAAUGUCAUUGUUUUCGAAAGAAAAGCAAUUUUUUUGUCCAUUAAAAUAACAUCAAAUUGAUCAGAAAUACAGUGUAGACGUUGUUAAUGUUGUAAAUGGCUAUUGUAGCUGGAAACGGCUGAUUUCUAAUGGAAUAUCUACAUAGGCGUACAGAGGCCCAUUAUCAGCAACCAUCAGUCCUGUGUUCCAAUGGCACGUUGUAUUUGCUAAUCCAAGUUUAUCAUUUUAAAAGGCUAAUUGAUCAUUAGAAAACACUUUUGCAAUUAUGUUAGCAAAGCUGAAAACUGUUGUGCUGAUUAAAGAAGCAAUAAAACUGGCCUUCUUGAGACUAGUUGAGUAUCUGGAGCAUCAGCAAUUCUGGGUUCGAUUACAGGCUCAAAAUGGCCAGAAACAAAGAACUGUCUUCUGAAACUCGUCAGUCUAUUCUUGUUCUGAGAAAUACAGACUAUUGCAUGCGAGAAAUUGCCAAUAAACUGAAGAUCUCGUACAACGCUGUGUACUACUCCCUCCACAGAACAGCACAAACUGGCUCUAACCAGAAUAGAAAGAGGAGUGGGAGGCCCCGGUGCAUAACUGAGCAAGAGGACAAAUACAUUAGAGUGUCUAGUUUGAGAAACAGGCGCCUCACAGGUCCUCAACUGGCAGCUUCAUUAAAUACUACCCGUCUCAACGUCAACAGUGAAGAGGCGACUUUGGGAUGCUGACCUUCUAGGCAGAGUUGCAAAGAAAAAGCCAUAUCUCAGACUGCACAUCUUAAUCUUUUUAUUUUAUUGGCCAGUCUGAGAUAUGGCUUUUUCUUUGCAACUCUGCCUAGAAGGUCAGCAUCCCGGAGUCGCCUCUUCACUGUUGACGUUGAGACUGGUGACCCCAAACUUUUGAACGGUAGUGUAUGUGUUCUAGCUACAGUGCAUACCAUCUAUGUGUGCUAGCUGCAUACCAUGUACUGUGUGUGUGCAGUCAGAGUGUAUUCGCUUAUGUUCAUUUCGGCAUUCACACCUGACCUGGAGCCAGGAUAAGUGUGUUUAGGUCUAGAGAGUGGAUGUGGAGUAUGUCAUGUAUAUACAAUAAGUGUGGACGGUGAAGAUAUCGUUUGAAGGAUAACAGGUUGAGUGAUCUAUAGUGGAGAUAUAAGAGGCCACUAUGUUCUUAUAUGGAGGGCUGGUCACCUCUGGCCUAAAUACUGUCUGUAUUCAUCUAUUUUAUGGAACACUGUGUUGUCUCUGUCUGCAAUGUUAUUAACAUUGGCUACCAUGUUAUUUUACCCACUCUUACCUUAUCAAUUCAAUUAAAAGGGGCUUUAUUGGCAAAGCAAAUAUUAAAACAAUAAACGUGAAAGAAAUCAUCUGAAAUUAACAGUAAACAUUACACUCACAAAAGUUUAAAAGGUAUAAAGGCAUUUCAAAUGUUAUAUUAUUAGCUAUGUACAGUGUAAUAACAAGGGAAAAUAAAUAAUCUCUCGCUCUCUCGCUCUCUCUCUGCCUGCAGAACACCAGCCCAGGGACACUCUCCUCCACCUCUCCGUGCGUCUUGGUCUGCUCCGUCUCUCCCACUUCCUGAUUGGCCAGCCGAGGGGUCAGAGGGCACUGACCCUGUCAAAUGAGGAGGGGAACACACCCCUCCAGCUGGCUCAGAACAGAGGAGACCACAUCCUCUUUAUGGCGCUUGCCACGUGAGUCUCCGCCUCUUUUCAUCACAAAAGAUUAAAUCAUCAUCAUGUUUGUUUAUUUAUUGUCUUUAUUUUACCAGGUAAGUAAUUGAGAACACAGUCUAUUUUACCAUAACGACCCAAGAGCAAUGAUUCAUGUGAGUGAUGAUUGUCAUAAGACUGAAAAUGGCCAACCCAAUCAGAUAACUAACACAUACCUUCCUACUUCACUUCCAUACAGCCCCCCUAUCCCACAGAGGUCUCCCCCUGUCGGGGUGUGCUGUGUGUGGGCAGAUAGGACUUGUGUGCUAAGGGUAUGUCCUGGGUCUGGCUCCCUCACCCUCACCUUCCUGGGGGGCCCUGAGAGCAGUGUUCUGGACAACAUCCUGGUUCUCCGAGAGAAACUGACAGACCACAAUAUCCUCAGACAGGUGAGAUCAGGGCCCGUAUCCAGAAAGCGUCUCAGAGUAGGAGUGCUGAUCUAGGAUCAGUUUUGCCUUUUAGAUCAUAAUGAAUAAGAUUAUAUGGACAGAUCCUAGCUCCUACCUACCCUAAGAUGCUUACGGGUAUCCAGGAAAAGGAGGGAGAGAUUACAGAAAGAAUAGUGAGGGACUUCUUUCUUACAGCGCUGCAGAUUCCACUCGAGGCUGUCGAUAAAAUCCAACUCGAAUGUGUACACCGUUUCGGACACAGAGGGCAGAGAUAUGAGCGUCCAAUCGUUGCCAAAUUUGCCUUUUUUAAGGACAAAGUAAUGGUUAAAAGCCUAGGAAAAAGACUCGCUGGCACGAAAAUAGGCAUGAAUGAUCAGUUCCCGAGGGAGAUUGCAGAACGGCGCAAAGUUCUGUACCCAAUCUUCAAGGAAAACAGAUUAAAAGGGAAGCGUGUUGCUCUCGUUGUUGAUAAACUGUAUAUUGACAACCAAAUGUUCCACGACACAAAGACCACUCCAUGGCUAUUCUGAAAGUUCUAAUAGAGGAGUCGAAUAAUGGAACACCCAAUACUAGUCAUGGUAGGGAAUGUAAUAAUAAAACAUAUUUAUAGUAGGUAUAGUAAUUUAUAAAGGGAUAAGACAGUAUUACAAGAAAAGAUAACAAGCUAAAUAAUAAAUCUUCAAAUACAACUAAAUUAGAACACAAGUACUCAAUCAACAUAGUGGAGAUAAAAUAUAGCAAACAGAAGACAUAGAAGGCACAGUGUGGGGAUAUGUGUGGAUGAAUUGUGAUGGAAGGUGUGGUGUGCGUUUUGGUGUUUGAAUAAGUGUGGCGUUAAGUAAGUGAGAAAGGAAAUGGUUGCAUAUCCCAGAACCAACAUGUGUCUGUGAGCAGGGGUUGUGAGAGGGAGCUUUCAAUUUUGUGCAGAUGAAAGAUAUACAUUUUAAAGUAUAGUAUACAUCUAAUAUAUUUUUUAUUGUCCUAUCAUGAUGGAACGAUCCCCAAUCCUAUAUCCUAGACACCCACCUGAGCGACCCAUACACCAAAGAGAAGUCCCCAUCUGUUUUAUGGACCUGCUGUGAGUUGCCUAUAUGCAGCCAAAACAGGAAAAUAAAUGCGGUCAGAGACCUACUUGAGCAGCACCACCCCCUCAAGAAUCUGAGCCUGCCUGGCAGGGUUGGUCCUACAAAACCAGAACCCCUCAAAGGUCUGACUGCACGGAGAUGCUUGGGAAAAAUGGUUACAACGGGGACCAGAGUGUUUGUGUCUCAGGUGAAGAGGGUGGAUCUGAUCUCCAUCACCUAGGACUUGACAUAGAUUAAAUAGAUUAAUCAAAUCUCACAUUGUUGUCAAUUUCUGCUCAAUCUUGCAUGCUUUCUCAAUCAGCUGUAACUGAAUAUGCAUUUGUAAAUCAGUUCCUUUCUUGAGUUGAGCUCUGGGAUGUAACAACCGUUGAGCAUCUGAUUUUAUGGUUGAUUGUGGAGUGUAAGAGUAUGUGCGUGUGUGUUUAUCCCACAUCUGUUGCAAGGGGGUAAGGAUGUUAGGGAGAAUAUAGGAUGAACCACAAUAAUUGUUUGCUAAAAUAAUAAUUGCUUGUCAAAAAUGAAAUGUAAUACAAUGGCAAUCCGGGUUAUAUGUUAACAUCCUAUGCAUAAACUGCCGAAAUUAUUAUGCAUAUUAAUUGAUAAUGAUGGAAAAUAAGAUAUGCAAGAUAUUUCAAUAGAUAUAUAUUUUUAAAUAGUUAUAUAUAUAUAUAUAUAUUGAGGUGACAGCAGUGGAAAUGCUUUUGGCGGUUAACCUGCUUCUGUUUUGUGUGCUGUUUUCGAUGGAUGGGUCCUGGCCUCUCGGGGCCCUAGGGAUCCGGAGGGACGGGGGUGGGAUGCCGAUCACUGGGUUGACGGCUCAACUUGGGAUGGGGAGGGGCUUUAGUGGGGGAAUUAGUGGAGAACAAUUGGAGGGUUACUUAGUAGCAAUGCAAAUAUCAUGGUACAGCUACAGUGAGGGAAAAAAGUAUUUGAUCCCCUGCUGAUUUUGUACGUUUGCCCACUGACAAAGAAAUGAUCAGUCUAUAAUUUUAAUGGUAGGUUUAUUUGAACAGUGAGAGACAGAAUAACAACAAAAAAAUCCAGAAAGACGCAUGUCAAAAAUGUUAUAAAUUGAUUUGCAUUUUAAUGAGGGAAAUAAGUAUUUGACCCCUCUGCAAAACAUGACUUAGUACUUGGUGGCAAAGCCCUUGUUGGCAAUCACAGAGGUCAGACGGUUCUUGUAGUUGGCCUCCAGGUUUGCACACAUCUCAGGAGGGAUUUUAUCCCACUCCUCUUUGCAGAUCUUCUCCAAGUCAUUAAGGUUUCAAGCCUGACAUUUGGCAACUCGAACCUUCAGCUCCCUCCACAGAUUUUCUAUAGGAUUAAGGUCUGGAGACUGGCUAGGCCACUCCAGGACCUUAAUGUGCUUCUUUUUGAGCCACUCCUUUGUUGCCUUGGCCGUGUGUUUUGGGUCAUUGUCAUGCUGGAAUACCCAUCCAUGACCCAUUUUCAAUGCCCUGGCUGAGAGAAGGAGGUUCUCACCCAAGAUUUGACGGUACAUGGCCCCGUCCAUCGUCCCUUUGAUGCGGUGAAGUUGUCCCAUCCCCUUAGCAGAAAAACACCCCCAAAGCAUAAUGUUUCCACCUCCAUGUAUGACGGUGGGGAUGGUGUUCUUGGGGUCAUAGGCAGCAUUCCUCCUCCUCCAAACACGGCGAGUUGAGUUGAUGCCAAAGAGCUCGAUUUUGGUCUCAUCUGACCACAACACUUUCACCCAGUUCUCCUCUGAAUCAUUCAGAUGUUCAUUGGCAAACUUCAGACGGGCCUGUAUAUGUGCUUUCUUGAGCAGGGGGACCUUGCGGACGCUGCAUGAUUUCAGUCCUUCACGGCGUAGUGUGUUACCAAUUGUUUUCUUGGUGACUAUGGUCCCAGCUGCCUUGAGAUCAUUGACAAGAUCCUCCUGUGUAGUUUUGGGCUGAUUCCUCACCGUUCUCAUGAUCACUGCAACUCCACGAGGUAAGAUCUUGCAUGGAGCCCCAGGCUGAGGGAGAUUGACAGUUAUUUUGUGUUUCUUCCAUUUGCGAAUAAUCGCACCAACUGUUGUCACCUUCUCACCAAGCUGCUUGGCGAUGGUCUUGUAGCCCAUUCCAGCCUUGUGUAGGUCUACAAUCUUGUCCUUGACAUCCUUGGAGAGCUCUUUGGUCUUGGCCAUGGUGGAGAGUUUGGAAUCUGAUUGAUUGAUUGCUUCUGUGGACAGGUGUCUUUUAUACAGGUAACAAGCUGAGAUUAGGAGCACUCCCUUUAAGAAUGUGCUCCUAAUCUCAGCUCGUUACCUGUAUAAAAGACUCCUGGGAGCCAGAAAUCUUUCUGAUUGAGAGGGGGUCAAAUACUUAUUUCCCUCAUUAAAAUGCAAAUCAAUUUAUAACAUUUUUGACAUGCGUUCUUCUGGAUUUUGUUGUUGUUAUUCUGUCUCUCACUGUUCAAAUAAACCUACCAUUAAAAUUAUAGACUGAUCAAACGUACAAAAUCAGCAGGGGAUCAAAUACUUUUUUCCCUCACUGUAUAUGGACACUCAAUCAUUACGGUAUUUUUUAUUGGUAAAUGUACAAACAUAUAUAAUGAUAAAUAGACUUGAAACUUGUAUCUCAUUAGUGUAUGGUGAAAUAAGUAUAGCCAGUUAUAAUUGUAAUGGCUUAGCUGAUAAUAACAAAAGAAGAACAAUAUUUACAUGGCUCAAAGAGAAGGAAUAUAAUAUCUAUUGUUUACAGGAAACCCAUUCAACAAUUCUAGAUGAAGUUGCGUGGAAAAAGGAAUGGGGGGGCAAAAUAUACUUCUCCCAUGGGCAAAGAAACUCAAAAGGGGUGAUGAUAUUAAUUAAAAGUAAUUUAGAUCAGAAUGUGCAAAUUGUCCAAAUAGAUAUGCAAGGUAGAUGGAUUAUUUUAAAUAUGUUAUUGGACCAUAAACAUAUAUGGCUCAUUAACCUUUACGGACCAAAUAAUGACGAUCCACACUUCUUUGACAAUCUAUACACUGCUCAAAAAAAUAAAGGGAACACUUAAACAACACAAUGUAACUCCAAGUCAAUCACACUUCUGUGAAAUCAAACUGUCCACUUAGGAAGCAACACUGAUUGACAAUAAAUUUCACAUGCUGUUGUGCAAAUGGAAUAGACAACAGGUGGAAAUUAUAGGCAAUUAGCAAGACACCCCCAAUAAAGAAGUGGUUCUGCAGGUGGUGACCACAGACCACUUCUCAGUUCCUAUGCUUCCUGGCUGAUGUUUUGGUCACUUUUGAAUGCUGGCGGUGCUUUCACUCUAGUGGUAGCGUGAGACGGAGUCUACAACCCACACAAGUGGCUCAGGUAGUGCAGCUCAUCCAGGAUGGCACAUCAAUGCGAGCUGUGGCAAGAAGGUUUGCUGUGUCUGUCAGCGUAGUGUCCAGAGCAUGGAGGCGCUACCAGGAGACAGGCCAGUACAUCAGGAGACGUGGAGGAGGCCGUAGGAGGGCAACAACCCAGCAGCAGGACCGCUACCUCCGCCUUUGUUCAAGGAGGAGCAGGAGGAGCACUGCCAGAGCCCUGCAAAAUGACCUCCAGCAGGCCACAAAUGUGCAUGUGUCUGCUCAAACGGUCAGAAACAGACUCCAUGAGGGUGGUAUGAGGGCCCGACGUCCACAGGUGGGGGUUGUGCUUACAGCCCAACACCAUGCAGGACGUUUGGCAUUUGCCAGAGAACACCAAGAUUGGCAAAUUCGCCACUGGCGCCCUGUGCUCUUCACAGAUGAAAGCAGGUUCACACUGAGCACAUGUGACAGACGUGACAGAGUCUGGAGCCGCCAUGGAGAAUGUUCUGCUGCCUGCAACAUCCUCCAGCAUGACCGGUUUGUCGGUGGGUCAGUCAUGGUGUGGGGUGGCAUUUCUUUGGGGGGCCGCACAGCCCUCCAUGUGCUCGCCAGAGGUAGCCUGACUGCCAUUAGGUACCGAGAUGAGAUCCUCAGACCCCUUGUGAGACCAUAUGCUGGUGUGGUUGGCCCUGGGUUCCUCCUAAUGCAAGACAAUGCUAGACCUCAUGUGGCUGGAGUGUGUCAUCAGUUCCUGCAAGAGGAAGGCAUUGAUGCUAUGGACUGGCCCGCCCGUUCCCCAGACCUGAAUCCAAUUGAGCACAUCUGGGACAUCAUGUCUCGCUCCAUCCACCAACGCCACGUUGCACCACAGACUGUCCAGGAGUUGGCGGAUGCUUUAGUCCAGGUCUGGGAGGAGAUCCCUCAGGAGACCAUCCGCCACCUCAUCAGGAGCAUGCCCAGGCGUUGUAGGGAGGUCAUACAGGCACAUGGAGGCCACACGCACUACUGAGCCUCAUUUUGACUUGUUUUAAAGGACAUUACAUCAAAGUUGGAUCAGCCUGUAGUGUGGUUUUCCACUUUAAUUUUGAGGGUGACUCCAAAUCCAGACCUCCAUGGGUUGAUAAAUUUGAUUUCCAUUGAUCAUUUUUGUGUGAUUUUGUUGUCAGCACAUUCAACUAUGUAAAGAAAAAAGUAUUUAAUAAGAUUAUUUCAUUCAUUCAGAUCUAGGAUGUGUUGUUUAAGUGUUCCCUUUAUUUUUUUGAGCAGUGUAUAUUACAUUAUCAACCCUGCAAGCAUUUCAAGACAAUAUUAUUAUGGUGGGGGAUUAUAAUACUGUUUUAAAUAGCUCAAUGGACCGUAAAGGAAAUCACACCACAAACAAUCACCCUCAUGCUCUUAAGGAAAUCGUGAAUGUCAUGGAUACAUUAGAACUAGUAGAUAUAUGGAGGCUUAAAUAUCCUGAUCUAGUGAGAUAUACAUGGCGGCGACUCAAUCAAGCUAGUCGUCUUGACUUCUUUCUUAUGUCAUUCUCGUUGGCACCAAAAGUCUAAAAAGUGUUGAUAGGGGACAGAAUGCAGUCGGACCAUCAUAUAAUUGGCAUUUACAUUACCCUUACUGAAUUUCCACGUGGGCGAGGAUAUUGGAAAUUUAAUCAAAGCCUAUUGGAUGGAUAUUGUAUUUUUAACUAGGACAAAAUAAUUUAUAACUGUUUUUUUCCUACAUAACAUAGGUACAGCAAAUCCCCUUAUUGUAUGGGACACCUUUAAAUGUGCCUUUAGAGGCCAUGCAAUUCAGUACUCAUCUUCAACAUAGGAAUGCUACCAAAAAGAAUUUAAUGAAACUGGUUACAAUUCACCCAUUAUAUUUUGAAGGAGGAAAGAAAGUACUAUAAGCAUAUGUGUUCGUUUCAGUCGCCUCCAUCUCCUCUAACUGAAGGUAAUUGUAGAGAUUUUUUUUCUAUUGAUAAUGUAAAAUUAACAGCCAUACAGAAAGACUCAUGUGAAGGUGAAAUUACAGAGGAGGAACUUCUGGAUGCAAUUAAAAACAUUAAGUCCGGGAAAACUCCAGGGUUGGAUGGCAUACCAGUCGAGGUAUACCAAACCUUUUUUUAUAUACUAAGAGGACCGUUAUUAGCAUGUUUUAACCACUCCUAUGUAAAUGGUAGAUUAUCAGACACUCAAGAAGAAGGUCUGAUUUCAUUAUUACUGAAACAGGAUACAAGUGGAAAAUAUAAAGAUCCAGUCCAUUAAAAAAAUUGGAGGCUCCUUACACUUCAGUGUUGUGAUGCAAAAAUUCUAGCAAAAUGUAUAGCGCAUAGAAUUAAAAAGGUAUUGUCGGACAUUAUUCAUUAUAAUCAGACAGGUUUUGUACAUGGAAGAUACAUUGGAGAUAAUAUAAGGCAAGUACUGGAAACAAUAGAACACUAUGGAAAAUCUGGGAAACCAGGCCUGCUAUUCAUAGCAGACUUCGAAAAGGCAUUUGAUAAAGUACGACUGGGGUUUAUAUAUAAAUGCCUGGAGCAUUUCAAUUUUGGAGAAUCUCUUAUAAAAUGGGUCAAAAUCAUGUAUAGUAACCCUAGGUGUAAAAUAGUAAAUAAUGGCUAUUUCUACAAAAGUUUUAAACUGUCAAGAGGAGUGAAAUAAGGUUGUCCACUAUCGGCAUAUCUAUUUAUUAUGGCCAUCGAGAUGUUAGCUAUUAAAAUCAGAUACAACAAUAAUAUCAAGGGAUUAGAAAUCCAGGGCUUAAAAACAAAGGUGUCAUUGUACGUUGAUGAUUCAUGUUUUCUUUUAAAUCCACAACUAGAAUCCCUCCACAGCCUCAUAGAGGAUCUAGAUACAUUUUCUAACCUCUCUGGAUUACAACCAAAUUAUGACAAAUGUACUAUAUUACGUAUUGGAUCACUAAAAAAUACAAUUUUUACAUUACAUUUACAUUACAUUUAGGUCAUUUAGCAGACGCUCUUAUCCAGAGCGACUUACAAAUUGGAUGCAUGUAGUUUACCAAUAAAAUGGUCUGAUGGUGAUGUGGAUAUACUCGGAAUACAAAUCCCAAAGGAAAUAACUGAUCUCACUCCAAUAAAUGUUAAUAGAAAGUUAGCAAAAAUAGAUAAGAUCUUGCUACCAUGGAAAGGUAAAUACCUGUCAAUUUGUGGAAAAAUCACCCUGAUUAACUCUUUAGUAUUAUCCCAGUUUACCUAUUUGCUUAUGGUCUUGCCUACGCCUAGCGAACAGUUUUUUAAAUUAUAUGAUAAAAAAAUAUUCCAUUUUAUUUGGAACGGCAAGCCAGACAAAAUUAAACGGGCCUAUUUAUAUAAUUAAUAUGAAUUCGGAGGACAGAAAUUAUUAAAUGUUAAAGCAUUAGACUUAUCACUAAAAGCUUCAGUCAUACAAAAGUUAUACUUACAGUGAGGGAAAAAAGUAUUUGAUCCCCUGCUGAUUUUGUGCGUUUGCCCACUGACAAAGAAAUGAUCAGUCUAUAAUUUUAAUGGUAGGUUUAUUUGAACAGUGAGAGACAGAAUAACAACAAAAAAAUCCAGAAAAACGCAUGUCAAAAAUGUUAUAAAUUGAUUUGCAUUUUAAUGAGGGAAAUAAGUAUUUGACCCCCUCUCAAUCAGAAAGAUUUCUGGCUCCCAGGUGUCUUUUAUACAGGUAACGAGCUGAGAUUAGGAGCACUAAUCUCAGCUUGUUACCUGUAUAAAAGACACCUGUCCACAGAAGCAAUCAAUCAAUCAGAUUCCAAACUCUCCACCAUGGCCAAGACCAAAGAGCUCUCCAAGGAUGUCAGGGACAAGAUUGUAGACCUACACAAGGCUGGAAUGGGCUACAAGACCAUCGCCAAGCAGCUUGGUGAGAAGGUGACAACAGUUGGUGCGAUUAUUUGCAAAUGGAAGAAACACAAAAGAACUGUCAAUCUCCCUCGGCCUGGGGCUCCAUGCAAGAUCUCACCUCGUGGAGUUGCAAUGAUCAUGAGAACGGUGAGGAAUCAGCCCAGAACUACACAGGAGGAUCUGGUCAAUGAUCUCAAGGCAGCUGGGACCAUACUCACCAAGAAAACAAUUGGUAACACACUACGCCGUGAAGGACUGAAAUUCUGCAGCGCCCGCAAGGUCCCCCUGCUCAAGAAAGCACACAUACAGGCCCGUCUGAAGUUUGCCAAUGAACAUCUGAAUGAUUCAGAGGAGAACUGGGUGAAAGUGUUGUGGUCAGAUGAGACCAAAAUCGAGCUCUUUGGCAUCAACUCAACUCACCGUGUUUGGAGGAGGAGGAAUGCUGCCUAUGACCCCAAGAACACCAUCCCCACCGUCAAACAUGGAGGUGGAAACAUUAUGCUUUGGGGGUGUUUUUCUGCUAAGGGGACAGGACAACUUCACCGCAUCAAAGGGACGAUGGACAGCGCCAUGUACCGUCAAAUCUUGGGUGAGAACCUCCUUUCCUCAGCCAGGGCAUUGAAAAUGGGUCGUGGAUGGGUAUUCCAGCAUGACAAUGACCCAAAACACACGGCCAAGGCAACAAAGGAGUGGCUCAAGAAGAAGCACAUUAAGGUCCUGGAGUGGCCUAGCCAGUCUCCAGACCUUAAUCCCAUAGAAAAUCUGUGGAGAGAGCUGAAGGUUCGAGUUGCCAAACGUCAGCCUCGAAACCUUAAUGACUUGGAGAAGAUCGGCAAAGAGGAGUGGGACAAAAUCCCUCCUGAGAUGUGUGCAAACCUGGUGGCCAACUACAAGAAACGUCUGACCUCUGUGAUUGCCAACAAGGGUUUUGCAACCAAGUACUAAUUCAUGUUUUGCAGAGGGGUCAAAUACUUAUUUCCCUUAUUAAAAUGCAAAUCAAUUUAUAACAUUUUUGACAUGCGUUUUUCUGGAUAUUUUUGUUGUCAUUCUGUCUCUCACUGUUCAAGUAAACAUACCAUUAAAAUUAUAGACUGAUCAUGUCUUUGUCAGUGGGCAAACGUACAAAAUCAGCAGGGGAUCAAAUACUUUUUUCCCUCACUGUAAUUCAUUCAUUGACUAUGUUUUACUGUAAUCAAACCUUUAUAAUAUAAUGAAUGCAUUGACAUUAUAAUUCAUAGGCUGUUUGUUCUACAGUAUAGUUUAUUAUUAUUAUUAUUAUUAUUAUUAUUAUUAUUAUUAUUAUUAUUAUUAAGAGCAUGUUGUCACAGAGCUCAUGUAUUUGGCACAGAUCUCAGCACUGAGAGGUGAUGUUGAUGUUCAGAUGGAGGACAGUGAUGUCCAUACAAGUGAUACCAGUGACCGA